This is a messenger RNA of Lotus japonicus, 1778 nucleotides long. RefSeq lists its product as uncharacterized. Bases 191 to 1618 code for a protein of 475 amino acids. NCBI's taxonomy places the organism in Eukaryota, Viridiplantae, Streptophyta, Magnoliopsida, Fabales, Fabaceae. The transcript has 2 exons. The record is from RefSeq and is a predicted model, not a curated record.
ACCAAGCAAAGUACAAUCUUUAGAGAACUCUAAAGAAAAGGGAACGGGCAAUGCUUGAGCAGAGUUUAAGUGCCAAAUUCCACAGAAAAUCCUCUAUAAAUACUCUCUUUCACUCCUCCUCUGAGACAGAAGCAAUUGAGUAUCAAAGCAUAGGAAACAAACAAAGGUUCAAAUCAAAAUCAUCAACAAGAUGGCUGGAAGAAAGCUCAGCAUCUUGCUAGUGGCCUUCUUUGUCUCACUUAUGGUUAUGGAAGUUGUCAUUGCUCAAGCCCAAGAAAAGGGCAGUGGCAACGGCAAUGGAAAUGGAAAUGGAAAUGGAAAUGGCAAUGGCAAUGGCAAUGGCAAUGGCAAUGGCAAUGGCAAUGGCAAUGGCAAUGGAAAUGGAAAUGGAAAUGGAAAUGGCAAUGGCAAUGGCAAUGGCAAUGGAAAUGGAAAUGGCAAUGGAAAUGGAAAUGGCAAUGGUAAUGGCAAUGGUAAUGGCAAUGGCAAUGGCAAUGGAAAUGGUAAUGGCAAUGGUAAUGGAAAUGGCAAUGGCAAUGGAAAUAGCAAUGGCAAUAGCAAUGGUAAUGGUGAAGGUAAUGGGAAAGGUAAUGGUGAAGGUAAUGGUAAAGGAAAUGGUGAAGGUAACGGUAAAGGUAAUGGUGAUCAACCAACAAAGAAUGAUGAAGCCUCAGAAUAUGAGGUGUUGUCAGCUCUGCCAAGUGGACAAGAAAGAGCCUUCUGCAAAGCAAAGAACACAUGUCAGUUCAAGACCCUCUCGUGUCCUGCUGAGUGCCAGAAGAGGAAGCCCAAGAACAACAAGAAGGCCAAGGGCUGUUUCAUUGACUGCAGCAGCAAAUGUGAAGCCACUUGCAAGUUUAGGAAAUCCAAAUGUGAUGGCUAUGGUGCUUUGUGUUAUGAUCCUCGCUUUGUUGGUGGUGAUGGUGUGAUGUUCUACUUCCACGGCGCCAAAGGAGGAAACUUUGCCAUCGCUUCUGAUGAUGAGUUCCAGAUCAAUGCUCACUUCAUCGGUACCCGACCAGAGGGAAGGACUCGUGACUACACAUGGGUGCAGGCACUUGCUGUCAUGUUUGAUACACACACUCUUGUCAUUGCAGCAAAUAGAGUAUCUAAAUGGGAUGACAAUGUUGACUCUCUCAUAGUGAAGUGGGAUGGUGAAGAAAUCACAGUUCCUAUUGAUGGAGAGACUGAAUGGAGGGCUAAUGGUGAUGAAAGAGAAGUGGUGGUGGAGAGAACAGAAGAGACCAACAAUGUGAGAGUAACAGUUUCAGGUUUGCUUGAAAUGGACAUCAGGGUGAGGCCCAUUGGAGAGAAAGAAAACAAGGUUCACAAUUACCAGUUGCCAUCAGGUGAUGCUUUUGCUCAUUUGGAGACACAGUUCAGGUUUAAGAAACACACUGAUUCUAUUGAAGGAAUUUUGGGUCAGACUUAUAGGCCAAGUUAUGUUAGCCCUGUCAAGAGAGGGGUUCCUAUGCCCAUGAUGGGAGGGGAGGACAAGUACCAGACACCGUCUCUCUUUUCAACAACCUGCAAACACUGCAGGUUCCAGAGGCCAUCUGGGUCUGCUACGAGCGAAGGGCUCAUGCUCAAUAUUGAUACCAUGAAUCAUAAAUAUUAAGACAUUCUUUAUGAUCAUGUUGUUAAAAUCUUGUAUUUUGUUUUCUUUGUUGUAUCAAGACAAAUAAGGGCUUAACUUGUUGCCCAUGAUCAAUGUUUUCAUAAAACAUUGUGUAAUGUGUACUAACUACUAAUAUAUGAAUAAUCAUUUUUUCCUUAAA